CGCGGGCGCCAUGGCGGCGGAGGCGGCGGCGGGGCCGCUGGCGCUGGUGACCAGCUGUGCCGCGGCCUUCGCGCCCGAGGAGCUCGUCAAACGUAUCACAGGCAAAGAUGACCUGACUGUGGGGGCAGUUACAAGUGGAAGAGUGACUUUUUACCCCUGGACAAUAGAUAACAAAUACUACUCUGCAGAUAUUCAUCUCUGUGUGGUGCCAACCACCUUCCACGUUACUGCAGAGAUCGCUGAGUCCGUGCAGGCAUUUGUGGUGUACUUUGACAGCACAACAAAAACUGGGCUGGAAGGUGUCUCUGAGUGGCUCCCCCUGACAGAAGAGUGGCUGCCAGAGGUGCUGAUCCUGGUGUGUGACAGAGUGUCUGAGAACGGUGUAAACAGACAGAAAGCUCAAGAAUGGUGCAUCAAACAUGGCUUUGAGCUGGUAGAACUUAACCCCGAGGAGCUGCCUGACGAAGAUGAUGAUUUCCCAGAGUCCACGGGGGUGAAGAGGAUCGUGCAGGCCCUCAACGCCAACGUGUGGUCCAACGUGGUGAUGAAGAGCGACAGGCCCCAGGGCUUUGGGCUCCUCAGCUCCUUGGCGGCUGCAAACAGAAGUGUUGGCUCCGAAGACCCCCCGGAGACAGAAUCCAACCCCUCCCCAGCAGACAGAGGAGAUUCCCAGUCUGACAGCAGGGAAGAUGGAGCUGGAACAAACAACCUGCAGCUGGACAACGCUGCAGAUCCCAUGUUGGAUAUGGACAUCCAGGAGCUGGCCAGUCUGACCACCAGGGAUGGGGACCUGGAGAACUUCGAGAGGCUGCUCUCAAAGCUCAAAGAAAUGAAAGAUAAAGCUGCCACGUUGCCCCACGAGCAAAGGAAGCUCCAUGCAGAGAAGGUGGCCAAAGCCUUCUGGAUGGCGAUUGGAGGAGACAGAGAUGAGAUUGAAGGGCUCUCCUCAGACGAGGAGAACUGAGUUGUUGUGCAGCUGGACCUGCAGGGCAAUCCUGCAGGAAUGAGCUCCCCUUAAUCAGGUGUUUAUUGCCAAAAGCCCCUUUAGCUUUACCCCCUUUCACUGGGGAGAGGAUUCCCCGUGUCCCUGUAGUGAGCUGAACAUUCCACACCAAUCCCUGGCUCCAGUGGCUCUGUCUGACUGCCCUUUGUCCCCUCCCAGAGGAGUUUGGAAGGCGCCACGCGCAGUUCAAGGAAACAGGAACGAGUUUCCAUUUUUCAGAGGAACUUUUUGAUUGCUUCCUCCUCGGAAUUUAAAUAAACAAACGUGCUCCCAGU
Molecule: messenger RNA, 1278 nt
Organism: Empidonax traillii (willow flycatcher)
Lineage: Eukaryota; Metazoa; Chordata; Aves; Passeriformes; Tyrannidae
Gene: AAGAB
Product: alpha and gamma adaptin binding protein
Exons: 10
Coding region: 11-964 (317 amino acids)
Source: RefSeq, a predicted model, not a curated record